ACCAGGCACCGGGAGCUUCCUUACUCUUUCCGCCUACAUGGUCACCGGAGCUUCUCCACACGAAAGAGCUCAUGCAAACGCUCAGGGCGACCAGAGCAGCGAAUGGUGAAAAGAUUUAAUCUCUACUCUUCUCUGGGCCUCAGGAAUGUGACUUUUACAAACAGCUUUCCCCAAACUCCUUUGCCUUCUGGCUUGCACUUGGAUUCAGCCAAUGGGAGGCACCUGCUGGAAAAAAAAAAACUGGAGACAGAAGGAAAUAGAAGUCAGGGUAUUUAUCUCUGCCGGGCUGUGGCCUGGCAGUGGCUGCGUUCUCGUCUCUGGUCAAGGUUCCUCUCCCAGGGCUACAGCUUUCACCAGGUUCUGGUAAGACCAUUCUCUUUGCCCUUUACAGUAGUUAAUACCUUCUCACUGUUCCUAUACUUGAAUGCUUCACUACCUUUUGUUGCUGCCCUUGACCUUGCCCACAUCUCUGGAAAUAGUUACUUCAUUAAACUCAUUUCGGUUAACCCUUCAAGUGUGCCAUUUGUUUCCAGACUGAUUCGUGAGGCAAGGUGGCAAGGACAUAGUGUUUUGUUUCUUACCUUUAUUUAUGUUGUUCUAUCUACCUAGAAUGUCCUGAACUCCUUUUCUGCCUAAAAAAUUCAUAUUUCUUUUUAAGAGUCAGCUGAAGAAUCGCAUCAUCUGAGAAGCCUUCCCUCCUCCUGACCUCUCUACCUCCACCCCUUGUUUCUACCAUAGGAAGAUUCCUCACUGGAAGAAGAGGCUGCCCCAUUUGGUUAAGAGUCUCUUUCUUAGGCUGGUAUGCAGGAUCACUGUGUGCUCAAGGAAUAUUUUGAAAACAAUUGCUCUGGGUCAGAUGUUGUCCUUGUUUAUAUGUGGGACAGCUAUCACCAGCCAGUAUUUGGCAGAAAAAUACAAAGUGAACACCCCAAUGCUACAGAGCUUUAUCAACUAUUGCUUGCUGUUUCUAACUUAUACGGCGAUAUUGGCAUUUCGAUCAGGCAGUGAUAACCUUUUAUACAUCUUGAAAAGAAAAUGGUGGAAGUAUAUCCUGCUGGGGCUAGCCGAUGUGGAAGCUAAUUACCUGAUAGUCAGAGCUUACCAGUACACGACUCUAACCAGCGUCCAGCUUUUGGAUUGCUUUGGGAUUCCCGUGUUGAUGGCCCUCUCGUGGUUUAUUCUUCAUGCGAGAUACAGAGUGGUCCACUUCGUUGCUGUGGCUGUCUGUCUGCUGGGUGUGGGAACCAUGGUGGGUGCAGACAUAUUAGCAGGGAGGGAAAACAAUUCAGGUAGUGAUGUACUCAUUGGUGACAUCUUAGUUCUUCUUGGGGCUUCCCUCUACGCUGUUUCUAAUGUGUGUGAAGAAUAUAUCGUGAAGAAGCUGAGCAGAGAGGAGUUUUUAGGAAUGGUGGGCUUAUUUGGAACAAUUAUCAGCAGUGUACAAGUAUUGAUUAUAGAAUAUCAGGAUAUCGCCAACAUUCACUGGGACUGGAAAAUUGCCCUGCUCUUUGUGGCCUUUGCCCUCUGUAUGUUUUGCCUGUACAGCUUUAUGCCGUUGGUGAUUAAAGCCACCAGUGCCACCUCUGUCAACCUGGGCAUCCUGACAGCUGACCUCUACAGCCUUUUCUUUGGACUCUUUCUCUUUGGCUAUAAGUUUUCAGGGCUCUACAUCCUGUCCUUCACCGUCAUCAUGGUGGGGUUUAUUCUGUACUGCUCCACCCCAAUGCGCACGGCAGAGCCAGCUGAAAGCAGUGUGCCAUCAGUCACCGUCAUUGGGAUCGACAACUUGGGACUCAAGAUUGAGGAGAACCUCCAGGAAACUCACUCUGAGGACUUGUAGCUGCAGAAGAAAGUACCAGAGGCUUCCUAGGAAACUGGGAACCACCACUGGGGUAAAGCAGAACGUGCUGAUUGCUGAGGGGACACUUGGAUCAUUUUCAGACUUAGAGUAA
Messenger RNA from Loxodonta africana (African savanna elephant), 1952 nucleotides. It is a transcript of the gene SLC35F2, whose product is annotated as solute carrier family 35 member F2. Bases 857 to 1840 code for a protein of 327 amino acids. The transcript is spliced from 10 exons. Gene Ontology annotation, molecular function: transmembrane transporter activity. Lineage: Eukaryota; Metazoa; Chordata; Mammalia; Proboscidea; Elephantidae. The record is from RefSeq and is a predicted model, not a curated record. Gene Ontology annotation, cellular component: membrane. Gene Ontology annotation, biological process: transmembrane transport.